Metarhizium robertsii ARSEF 23 is the source of this 2097-nucleotide messenger RNA. Its product is annotated as Zn(2)-C6 fungal-type DNA-binding domain protein. Lineage: Eukaryota; Fungi; Ascomycota; Sordariomycetes; Hypocreales; Clavicipitaceae. The record is from RefSeq and is a predicted model, not a curated record. The coding region runs from base 1 to 2097 and encodes 698 amino acids. Gene Ontology annotation, biological process: regulation of DNA-templated transcription. Gene Ontology annotation, molecular function: zinc ion binding; DNA-binding transcription factor activity, RNA polymerase II-specific. The transcript has a single exon.
AUGGCGCCGCCGCCGCCGCCGCCGCCGCGACAACAACAGCCCAAAGUUCAUCCUCAGUACGCUUUGUCGCAUCAUCCGGAUCUAGCCGUGGAUGAUUGGACCGUCAGGGAUCAUCACUCUUCCGAGUCCAACGGCGGUGAUACCGCAGUGUUCCCGACUGCUGAGACCGGUGACUUGUUUUAUAGUCGCCCUGGGAAGCGGCCCUCUGCCCGAGGAGCCGCAUUCUACCCUCGGAAGCGUGCCAUUACUGCAUGCCAGGUCUGCAGAGCACGCAAGACCAAGUGUGACAACCAGAAGCCUAGCUGCUCAUACUGCUUGAGCGUUGGCGCAACUUGCAUUCAAUCUCCUGUCGACCUCUCUAGCUUUGACCCUGCCAGCCUCAAGAUACUGGACCGCUUAGACGAUCUGGAACGUCUGCUCCGCACCACUGGUGCUGCUACUGAACUUGCGAUAUCACAAGCACCGCCAAUUCCCCAAGCCUCGCCACUAGCUUCGUCUGCUGGCAUUCUUGGAGAUGGCAAUCAUGCAUCAUAUCCCGCUCAUUUCCAAGUUCAGCAGCUCGACAGUUGUCAUAUUCCACGAUCAAACCAACUCACCAAGAAUAACAGCCAGAUCUCCAAUGCGCGAGUGGAAGAAGAUCUACCACUAGACAGUGUCUUGCCAAUGCGUAUCGACCGUAUCUUAGAGUGGCCAGUCUUUCACAGCACCAGGUCCCAAGCUGCUCCAGUCUCUCGAGCACAACGAGAUGCCAUGACAUCUCCUGCCGGCGGGGCCGCGUCGUUGGCAGCCCUGGUGGAUAUCGAGUCUCACCGCAUGUACAGGCUCCUGGACAGCUUUUUUCUUUAUAUACACUGCAAGAAUCCCAUUUUAGAUGAGAGGUCUGCAAGAAGAAUGGCCGGAAAGGCCUUUUUAGAUGGUAUUGAUUGGUCGCCGGCUUCGUGUUUGGCAAUGAUCAUAUGUGCGCUGGGCUGUAUAGCAACGCCCUUUGGUCCGAGCCCAGAGACAAAAGUAGGCACACAGGCAUAUGCUGAUUCUCAGGUCUUCUUUCAGGCAGCCCAGAAACGCAUUGGCAUCCUGCUGACCAGAUCGGAUAUAAUCAGUGCGCAAUGUCUGUUCCUUUCUGGAGUCUACAUGAUGAUGGUUUUCCAGCCCAUCUAUGCGUGGCGAUUCUUCUCGCAAGCACUAGCCGCAUGCCAACAUUUUCCCUUUCUAGCCAAGGCCCAAGAUAUGUCAAUAGAAGCCGUAUUAUCUCCAGGAUCAAGGGAGAUGGGCAAAGAGAUGGGCAAACAAGACACUCAAGAGCAGGCUGUCUAUUGGUCCGCUUGGAAAUCAGAACGGGAGCUGCGGGGAGUGCUGUCCUUGCCAGAUUUUGAUAUUCACCAUCCGGGCAAUACUCUCUACCCCCCGUUCUUCCCUGCACCUCCCGUGCUUCCGCCAGGAUCUGCCGGUGGCCCAGAUUCAGAAGCCCUGCGCUCCAGGGCAUCAUGGCUCUUUUAUUUGGCAGAGAUAUCACUCCGACGUUUGACUAGCCGCCUUUGCAGCGAAAUGCUAAACUUGCGGCAACGCUACUCAUCAAAUACAACUUUUUUGGAUGUACUGGCGGAUAUGACGCCAGAGUAUGAGGCACAAGCAGAGGAAUGGUCUGAGAGUCUACCAGAGGAGUUGUCGGUACGCACUGCCAUUGCGGAAGAUGAUAUUGCCAAGUCUGUCCUACGAGGUAAGCUCAUAAAUCUUUACGAGAUAAUUUAUUGGCCAUUCGUCAUGGCGAGUUUGAGUGCAUUGUCCGGUGGACGGGUGAUGAAGCCCCAGCUGGAAGAGCUUGUCAAACGCGGCCUGGACACACACAUGCAUCAAAUCCAUGCCAAUGAGCCAGGAUUCUUCCAUCGACACCAUGGAGGAUUUUUCAUGAUCAGAGCUUGCACCCGCAGUGCGUUAACACUCGUGGCGGCUGCCAAGUCUGGAAGUACAAUACCGCCUCAUUGGGACGAGGCGGUUUGUAAGGUUAUCGGCAUGUUGGCAUACUGGGAGGAGGAAGACCGAGACGUUGGCCGAUGGAAAUCAAUAAUAGAGCGCGAACUUGCCUUACUUCGCGAGUGA